Molecule: messenger RNA, 2318 nt
Organism: Dichomitus squalens LYAD-421 SS1
Lineage: Eukaryota; Fungi; Basidiomycota; Agaricomycetes; Polyporales; Polyporaceae
Product: ras-domain-containing protein
Exons: 10
Coding region: 23-661 (212 amino acids)
Biological process (GO): exocytosis
Cellular component (GO): recycling endosome
Molecular function (GO): GTPase activity; GTP binding
Source: RefSeq, a predicted model, not a curated record
CGACACUUGCACACCACUGGACAUGACUGAGCAAAGCAACUUCGAUUAUCUCUUCAAGGUCGUCCUCAUCGGAGACUCUGGCGUCGGAAAGUCUAACCUGCUCUCGCGAUUCACUCGCAACGAGUUCAACAUCGAGACAAAGUCGACUAUUGGCGUAGAGUUCGCCACACGGUCAAUCAAUGUCGAGGGCAAGACGCUGAAGGCUCAGAUCUGGGAUACUGCUGGUCAGGAACGUUAUCGCGCCAUCACUGCCGCAUACUACCGCGGUGCGGUUGGUGCGCUCCUCGUGUACGAUAUCUCGAAGCAUGCGACGUACGUCAACGUCACGCGGUGGCUGAAGGAACUCCGCGACCACGCGGACUCGAACAUUGUUAUUAUGCUCGUCGGGAACAAGAGCGAUUUGAAGCACCUCCGUGCGGUCCCUACAGAGGAGGCGAAGGCAUUCGCGGCUGAGAACGGUCUGUCUUUCAUUGAGACGUCUGCGCUGGACGCAUCGAACGUCGAAUCUGCCUUCCAAACCAUUCUCACUGACAUCUAUCGGAUCGUGUCGAGCAAGUCGCUCGAGCAGUCAGAGGACCCGAUCAAGCCCACCUCCGGCGACACCAUCCAGGUCAGCCACAGCGUCGACCAGAACCAGAGCCAGGGCGGCAAAUGCUGCUGAGCGUCUCGCCUUGCCUGUUCUGCUGCCAAGGAUCUGCUGCCGGUGUGGGAUGGGGUGGUAGGGGAGAAGGGACAGGCGGACGCAUGCAUUCGCCGUGCUUCUCUCUGGGUCUCCCUUCCCUGUGCAUACGUCUACAUAUGUGCCUGUGUUGUAAUUAUCUUCGCUUGUCUUCUCUCUUCCACUUGUUCUAGCUUGGCUGCCCGGCGUGCGUUGAUGUAGUUGGUGUAUGCUCCUUGUUGUGGAUUGGUCGCGGUGCUGUACAUAUGGAUUUGGAUGACUAGAGGAGCGCGGAGGACAGUCAACUGAAAACCUGCGUUGUGGAUCCGUCCCAUAUCUGGCUGGGGCUCGCCUCGAAACAGGCAUCGUGUGACUGCAUGAUGGCACCACCGGCAGAAGCGUUUUGUGACGCUGAGGGAUCCAAUGUCCGACUAAGUAACUAGUAGAGAUACACAACUUGAGCCUUUACAGUAAUGUACACCACUGUUUUUUCCUCCCCAGGCCAUCCAAGAGUUAACGCCGACUAUAUACAUCUGGCCAGGCGGGAAGCGGAUGUAAUCGCAACUUCUGCGGGUCAACGUGGCUGAAGUAGUUCUGGUGUGGGAUUUGCGGCGGGGGCGCAACGGUGCACGUCACGGGUAGCGUGCCAGCCCAUGGUGGAGUCUUCGCUCUGUCCUCGUCAGGAUCAGGGUCUGCGACGGGCUUGGACGCCGCCGGAUUCGACAGACCGGGUGUCCAAUCCGAGGCCGAGGUUGAGGCUGCUGAAUGGCCAUUCGCAGGAACAGGGCUCGCAGAUCGCGGUGCGGUCGAAGAGACGUCAACCGGCUCGGCGUCCCACUCGUCGUCCGAGUUCGUCUGGGGCUUCACGGUGUCGAGCUCGACGUCGAGGUCGAAGCAUUCGCCCGGGCCUGCGCGGACGCCCAUGAGGCGCAGCGCGUAGAGCGAGAUCUUGCCCUCCCCAGGCCCGAGCGCGAGGUGCGCAAAGGCGGGGUCCGGCUCCAUCUUGGACACUUCCGCAUAGUACUGGGCGAAGAAGCUCCCGAGCGAGAUGAUGAGCUCCGUUUUGGUUGCAGCUCUCCGCCCGACCUUCUUCUUGCCUGUGCGCGUCGUGAUGAAGAUGUGACGGUCGGGCUGGUAGUCUGGGUAGGCGGGCCACUUCAUCCGCACCUUGAUCGUGUCGCACUUCGAGCCCUUGAACGGCAGCUUGUUCGCGUCUCUUAGACAAUGUUGCAGCUCCCUCCUUCCCGCAAUCACCGCUCCCAUCGGGAUCCCCUUGUCCCUAUAGAACGUUUCGAAGCACACGUCCUGGUUAGGCCUCUCGCUCUCUCCCUCGGGCCCCGGCACCAUCCGCGGGUUUGUGAGGAGCAGCGACUCCUCCCACUCCUGCCGCGCCGCGGUCUGUCGGGCGGCGACGGCGGCAAUGUACCUUUGGUAUGUGGUGUCCCGGACUUCGACAAUACGAUUGCCCGACUUCUUGUCGUGCAUCCACUGGUCUUCGACAUGUUUCCAAUCCCAGGUCUCUUGCUUAUCCAGCCGCCGGCUAAACGUCCAGUUCCGCGGGUAUGGAUACGGGUUGUACCAUGACGGGGGUUCUGUGCGGACGGGCCUGGGCCUAGGGGCGGGCACAGUCAAUGCGGACGCGAGAGAGGAGCUGGCCGAG